GAAGUUCAGAAAAAUUCGAUGUUGUUCCGCGCAUUCUGUUGAGCUUUUGCGUGUGAAAAGCCCGCUGUCCGCGUAGUUUAGUGACACCCAAAUGGCGGAUGAGCUUUUGAAUGACGGGGAGCUAAGCCCCGGGAAGGGAGGUGAUGGGGACCAAGAAUUUGAACCUACAGCUGAUAUGUUAGUUCAUGAUUUUGAUGACGAACAAACCUUAGCUGAAGAAGAAGCCAUAGCAAGUGCCGGUGGAGAAGAUCCGCAAAAUGAGUUAAACAACUUGCAAAAACCACCUGUCCAUACUCAGCCAAAUUUAGCCCUGACUAAAUUGUCUUCUACGCAGGAGUCAGAUAUGCCUAUUGAACAGCUACUCGCACUUUAUGGCUAUGGAGACAGAGGUAGUGGCAAUGGAAAUGGAGAAGUAGCAGCACCAACGGAUGCAAGACUACCCGAAGAAGAAUUGGAUGAGGAAAUGGAAGAAGACGAUGGAGAAGAAGAGGAGGAUAAUGACGAUGAUGAGAGUGUAGAAUCUGAAAGUAGUUCUUCGGGAAAUGCAAUCUCUGCUAAUAAGAAGGACCUGCAUGCGGAAGAUUCAAUAGCGCAUCCAUGUGAAGAAGCAGUUCAUCCUGUCAAGAAUAACGUUGAUAUCAAACCCCGCUCCGACCUACACCUUAUUUAUUCGAACGAAGAAGGUAAUGUUCCCGAAGCAAGACUGCUUCGAUCGUCAGGAGCAGCCGGUGCCACUGCAUCGGAUGAAGAAGCUGACGAAGAGGAUGACGUUGAUUAUGCACCAGGAGAAGACGAAUGGCGAAAGACGAUCAUGAUCGGCUCAGAGUACCAAUCCAGCGUUCCCUCUGGAUUGAGUCCUUACGACAACCUCCAAACGGUGCCUUAUGAAAAUGAAGACAAACUAUUAUGGACUCCUUGGGUCCUUGAUGACACUGUCACGGACGAAUAUCUGCAGCGCUGCGCUCAAAUUCAACAGGAACUAAUGAGGAGUAAACUCACUUCAUCUACUACCCAACCGCUGCAGACACUUGCUCUACUGGCUAGCCUACCCAUGGGGGCUCACACAAGAGAUGACGAACAGGCAUUGCAUCAGCUAUUGCAAUGCGGACACAACGUCGAAGAAGCCUUGCGAAGACGAAAAAUGAGCAAUGUGACACCAUGCGACACGGUCUCCCUGUGGUCGGAGGAGGAGUGUCGGAAUUUUGAAUCCGGUCUGCGCGUAUUCGGCAAAGAUUUCCAUCACAUCCAACAGCAAAAAGUGCGAACGCGUUCCGUAGGCGAAUUGGUCCAAUUCUAUUACUUGUGGAAGAAAACGGAGCGGCACGACGUGCUGGCCAAUCGGGCGCGACUGGAAAAGAAAAAGUAUGCCCUCCAUCCGGGUACGACCGACUACAUGGAUCGUUUCUUGGACGAGCAGGAAUUACAAGGUACAACCGCUGCCGCCGCUCCGCACCACUUCACCCGUGAGCGGAGUAAUUCGCGCAGCAGCUCGCCCAAUGUCCAUUCCUUGAUUUACGGAGACCCCAAGCGAUUACGGGUGACGGCCACGCCACCUGCUGCAGGCGGUGAGGAUGGCGCUCCAAAUGGAUUACCCGUGGCUGGCGAUGAGGCGGGACUUCUUGAUGGAGCGGACGAAAGUAACGGACAAGUCCUAAGCGCUGCCGCCGCUGCUGCCGCCGCCGCCGCUACUGUUCUCCCUCCUCCAUCAGAUGCCAUGACCGCGUCCAACAGAGACUUGAUGAGCUGAUUCCUACCCGUUAACAAUUUUUUUACAAACCACCUUUUUUAAAUUAUUCCUGUUGCACUCGAUUCCACCUCGUAUCUCUCCAGUCCUUUUCUAUCUGUUACUUUCGUAACACGUGAAGAAAAUCGCAAAAAAAAAAAUUAAAUGAAGAGGAGAUUAUUAUUUUUUUUUUUUUAAUAGUUGCAUUGAAACUGAAAUUGGGGACCUGCUGCUGUUCAAACUCACCAGCUGAUUCAUUUUGAAUAACAAAUAAGAGGCUCUAGUGAUUUUUCUUCUUCAUUCAGUUUUUCGGUGACGUCCAAAGCGAUCCGUCAUCAUUUUAGCCGUUGUGGGCUUGUUUUUUUUUCUUCUUCUUCUUCUUUUUUUUUUAAUGAUUGUUUUCUCUUUUGUUUCGGCUAUUGCAGUCGGAUGGUAUGACCCGAGUAUCAGUGUUUCUCUUGUGUGUGCGUGUGCGUGUGGCCGUAAACUUCUCAUUGCCACCUUCGCUCUCCCCCGUCGCUCCGUUUGACUUCGAUUUUAUUCCAUGAAAUUUUCCUUUUUUUUUUUUUUUUUUCUUGUUCUUUUUUUUUUUUUUGGGGGGGGAGCAGUGGCACAGCAGGAGGAUGGGCUUACCAUGUAAAUUGGUAAAGAUCAUGCCAUGUUGGUAUUGGCGAAUCGUAUAAAAAUAGCUGACGUCUCUCUCUUUUUUUUUUUGUUUGGUUUUUUGUUUACCAGCGUGCAACAAACCCUAAUACAAUCGAAAUUAAAUUUUUUUAAAAAAAUAAAUAACAAUGAAAUCGA
Molecule: messenger RNA, 2524 nt
Organism: Daphnia magna
Lineage: Eukaryota; Metazoa; Arthropoda; Branchiopoda; Diplostraca; Daphniidae
Product: mesoderm induction early response protein 1
Exons: 7
Coding region: 92-1747 (551 amino acids)
Biological process (GO): negative regulation of transcription by RNA polymerase II
Cellular component (GO): nucleoplasm
Molecular function (GO): histone deacetylase binding; transcription corepressor activity
Source: RefSeq, a predicted model, not a curated record